GGAAGUGUUCCAUAACGUCACCCAAUAUAGUAAAAUCUACAGUUCCAACACCUCCAGCACUGUUUGGGGUCGACCAGACUUCAGGCUCCCUCCCACAUAUGCUGCUUUUGUUAACGGUGUUGCUGUAAGAAAGUUUGUCAAUCUUUUCUUUAAUUAAAUCAUUACAGCUCCAGAGGCAGGAAGGAGAUCCCUGAGGUUUGGAAAUCUGAGGUUGCCUGCCCUUCCUCCUCAUUUUCCUGUCUCUAUAAUAAAGUGGUACUUUCCCCAACAAACUAUAAAGUAGAAGGGGAUCUCAAUUAAAAACACUCGUAAAGUAUUAUAAUUCUAGACAUAGCAAAAGAAAAGAAGUAGGAUGUGUAUUAUCCAAACAUAAUGUCUUUUUGAUUCCUUCUGUCGUGGCUCCCAGUGUCUAUUUAUCAUCAAUCGACAGGUGCUUAUUCAGAAAGAAAGAAUGAAAAAUUGGGGAAAAAUUAGAACUUUUCAUCUGAUAGAUAAUUUUCAUGUUGUAUCAGGGAAUGCCUACAAGUCUCUCUCUCUCUCUUUCUGUGUGUGUGUGUGUGUGUGUGUGUGUGUGUGUGUUUGUGUGUGACAGAGAGAGAGAGAAAGAGAGAAGGAAAGGAAGAGAGAGAGAGAGAGAGAGAGAGAGAGAGAGAGAGAGAAGAGAGAUGGGGGAGAGCAUGUUGGGAUUCAAGAGUCAUAAUAACUUGUUUGUGGGGACAUCCUCUCAGACUAAUGGAAGUAAAGCCACAGCAUAUCCUUCAGGUAAUAUAAAACCCAUUAGCCACAUUGGAUAGGCAUAAAAAUCUAUGUUUAAAUCAUUUUCUGAUUGUUACUAAUGUUUCACAUAUGGAAAAAAUAAAUGGCUUAGAUGAAAAAGGACAAAACCUUAGGACAUAAAAUAAUCAUUUUAAGAUACAGCUUAGUAGGUAAUGUAGGUUCGAGAGCUCUUUGCUGUUAUUGCAACUUUGAUAAAACUUUUAAAUUACUUCGUAACCGAUACACAGAAAAUAUUUGACCCAAAAUAUAAUAAACGAUAUUAAAUUUUUAGUAUGUCUUGUUUCAAAGUAAAGGAAGAAGGAAAGUACAGCCUUGCCAGGGAAAGUAUAGAUCUUCCCAGGAGCUCUGGUCUCAGCAUCCUCUAGAAAAUCACUAGCUACUCUCCAGGGCCCCGCUGUGAGGAGACAGAGGAGCCAAGGACAACUGUUGACCCAGCAUGAGAUUCACUCCAUGGAUUUUGAUGACACGUGGCACCCUGCCACCCACCCUUCCGGGGCUGUCCUACCUGUGCUCACAGCUUUAUCGGAAGCCCUGCCCCAGACGCCAAAGUUUUCUGGCCUCGACCUGCUGCUGGCGUUCAGCGUUGGUAUUGAAGUACAAGGACGAUUGUUGCACUUCUCCAAGGAGGCCAAGGACAUACCAAAGAGGUUCCAUCCUCCCUCUGUGGUGGGGACUCUGGGAAGUGCUGCUGCCACAUCCAAGUUUUUGGGGCUCAGCUUAACAAAGUGCCGUGAGGCCUUGGCUAUUGCUGUUUCCCAUGCCGGGGCGCCCAUAGCAAACGCUGCCACUCAGACUAAGCCCCUUCAUAUCGGCAAUGCAGCCAAGCAUGGGAUGGAAGCCACAUUUCUGGCAAUGCUGGGCCUCCAAGGAAACAAACAGAUCUUGGACCUGGGGUCAGGGUUUGGCGCCUUCUAUGCCAACUACUCCCCCAAAGACCUUCCAAGCCUGGAUUCUCACAUCUGGCUCCUAGACCAGCAGGAUGUGGCCUUUAAGAGCUUCCCGGCACAUCUGGCUACCCACUGGGUGGCAGACGCAGCCGCAGCUGUGAGAAAGCACCUCGUGACUUCAGAAAGAGCCCUGCUUCCUGCUGACCACAUCGAGAGAAUCGUGCUCAGGAUCCCUGAUGUCCAGUACGUAAACAGGCCCUUCCCGGACUCAGAGCAUGAAGCCCGUCAUUCCUUCCAGUAUGUGGCCUGUGCCACGCUGCUCGAUGGUAGCGUCACUGUCCCAUCCUUCUAUAGCCAGAAGGUCAACAGGCCUCAGGUGAAAGAGUUGCUCAAGAAGGUGGAGUUGGAACAUCCUCCCGACAACCUGCCAAGCUUCAACACGCUCUACUGUGAAAUAAGCAUCACUCUAAAGGAUGGAACCACUUUCACCGAGCGCUCUGACACCUUCUAUGGUCACUGGAGGAAACCACUGAGCCAGGAGGAUCUGCACAAGAAGUUCCGUGCCAAUGCCUCAAAGAUUCUAGGCGAGGACACAGUAGAAAGCCUUAUAACGGUAGUAGAAAAACUAGAAGACCUAGAAGACUGCGCCAUGCUAACCAGACUUCUGAAAGGACCCUCUGUCCAAGAGGAGGCUUCCAAACUAUCCAGCAUAUUCUCAUUCCAUCACACAAGUUUGCCCAAGUUUACCAAUAUCUAAACAAUGUUGCAAUGGAAUAGAUACAACGUUUUAGUUUACUGCUCCAUAUGCUCAGCCAUGAAUACAGCAAGGUGGAGAGUCCAGAAACAAGAGAUAAGUGUAUUUAGAAGGAGUCUUGUCCUAUAAGUUUGGUAGAACCAGUCCUACCACCUUCAAACAACGCAGGAUCUGAUGUGUAUUCACAAGGGUAAAGUCUAAGUCACCUGUUGCCUGCUUAUAAUCUUUUCUGAGGAAUUAUUUAUUAGCUCCGGGAACUUCAUAGAUGUAGAGGAAUGUGCAUGUGGCUGGCUGCAGAGGGAGCGAUCUUGGUCUACCCACCACUUAUCCAGAGAGGGUGGGUACUGCCCAACCCUCCUCUCUGCAAUGGCUGGUUUGAGGGAGUGGCAGGCACCUUGUCUUCUUCCACAUAUAGCCUUGAAUCCUUCUGCUUCCGCUUCUCUCCUGCAGAUAUAAGACAAUCUGAGCUGCAGCAGGGAAGGCUUAAGACCCAUAGUUUCACUCUUUCUAUGAGAUAGUCUGUUAACCUCAAAAAUUAUUUUGAGAAAAUUUGAGAACUUGGAGACAAUAAAAAAGAAAGGGGGAACAUUGCAAAUGUGUGGGUAAUGAAGAUAUUAACCACCAAGUACACAGAUAUCACAUUAGCAACUGUGCUGAAAUAUCUUCUGAAUUCCUGCCAUUCUCAAGAACAGAACAGGCUCUUAGUUCCAGAUAUUGCCUUGCAAGCGUUCACAGAGAAGUACGUUGAGUAACCAUUUGAGAACUCCAGCAGAGUGAGUUAGUUCUCAGUUCAUAGGGGUAAAAUGUAAUUAGAAAAGUGAUCAUCUGGGCUGGAGAGACAGCUCAGUGGUUAAGAGCACUGACUGCUCUUUCCAGAGGUCCUGAGUUCAAAUCCCAGCCAUCACGUGAUGGCUCAUAGCCAUGUGUAAUGGGGUCUGAUGCCCUCUUCUGGUGUGUCUGAAGACAGCUAUGGUGUACUCAUAAUAAAUAAAUUAAUUAAUUAAUUAAUCCUUACUUUAAAAAAAGUGAUAAUCCAAUGGAAGAAAAGGGGAAAAAAAGGCAGAAUAAUACAUACACAAGAAAAACAUAAUGUUUGGAAAUCACCAUAGAAAGUGAUAGAAUCUCA
This is a messenger RNA of Rattus norvegicus (Norway rat), 3544 nucleotides long. Lineage: Eukaryota; Metazoa; Chordata; Mammalia; Rodentia; Muridae. The record is from RefSeq and is a predicted model, not a curated record.